CCUCCAUGCCUCUCCGCGCGCCUGCGCAGUGCGGCCGCCAGCAGCAGCGAGUGAGCGAGCGAGCGGGCACAAGAUGGCGGACGUGUUGGACCUUCACGAGGCGGGAGCCGAGGAUUUCGCGAUGGACGACGAGGGCGACGAAAGUAUCCACAAACUGAAGGAGAAGGCGAAGAAGAGGAAGGGGCGAGGAUUUGGCUCCGAGGAAGGCGCGCGGUCCAGGCUGCGGGAAGAUUACGACUCUGUGGAGCAAGAUGGCGACGAGCCGGGACCUCAACGCUCGGUGGAGGGGUGGAUCCUGUUUGUGACCGGUGUCCAUGAGGAGGCCACUGAGGAGGACAUCCACGACAAGUUUGCAGAGUACGGUGAGAUCAAGAACCUGCACCUCAACCUGGACCGGCGUACUGGCUACCUCAAGGGCUACGCUCUGGUGGAAUACGAGACGUACAAGGAAGCACAGGCUGCCAUGGAGGGUUUAAACGGGUCGGAGCUGGCUGGGCAGCCCAUCAGUGUGGACUGGGGCUUCGUCCGGGGACCCCCUAGGAGCAAGAGGCGGUGAGUCCCUGUCCCUGUCA
Leucoraja erinaceus (little skate) is the source of this 572-nucleotide messenger RNA. RefSeq names its product RNA binding motif protein 8A (gene rbm8a). Lineage: Eukaryota; Metazoa; Chordata; Chondrichthyes; Rajiformes; Rajidae. Gene Ontology annotation, biological process: RNA splicing. Bases 74 to 556 code for a protein of 160 amino acids. Gene Ontology annotation, molecular function: mRNA binding. Gene Ontology annotation, cellular component: nucleus; cytoplasm; exon-exon junction complex. The transcript has 5 exons. The record is from RefSeq and is a predicted model, not a curated record.